This is a messenger RNA of Pteropus alecto (black flying fox), 1621 nucleotides long. It is a transcript of the gene ACY1, whose product is annotated as aminoacylase 1. Lineage: Eukaryota; Metazoa; Chordata; Mammalia; Chiroptera; Pteropodidae. Gene Ontology annotation, cellular component: cytoplasm. The record is from RefSeq and is a predicted model, not a curated record. Gene Ontology annotation, biological process: amino acid metabolic process. The transcript has 15 exons. Gene Ontology annotation, molecular function: aminoacylase activity. Bases 278 to 1504 code for a protein of 408 amino acids.
UGGUCACACUCACUGAUACACACAGCGCCUCGUUCACAUGAUCACAUCGCGGUCACAUGCUCCUGUCCGUCCAUUUAUCCUUCACUCCUGGCACGUUGUCCGGACUUCUGCUCUUUGCUUGUCACGGACAUGAACCAGCUUCCUGGAGAUCACAGCCUGGGGGGGUCAGAUAUUAACCAAUAACCUCUCCACUCAGGGGACCGAGGCAGCCACGGAGGCCCUUACCUCUCCGAGGAGCUGAGACAAGAAAGGGAAAAAACUUACCACGCACAGCGACAUGGCCAGCAAGGGUCACGAGAGCGAGCACCCAUCUGUGACACUCUUCCGUCGGUACCUGCGCCUCCGCACCGUCCAUCCUGAUCCCGACUACGGGGCUGCGAUGGCCUUUCUUGAGGAGAGAGCCCACGAGCUGGGCCUGGGCUUUCAGAAUGUGGAGGUGGCACCUGGCUUUGUGGUGACCGUGCUGACCUGGCCAGGCACCAACCCUAAACUCUCCUCCAUCUUGCUCAACUCCCACGUGGAUGUGGUACCCGUAUUCAAGGAGCACUGGAGUCAUGACCCCUUCGAGGCCUUCAAGGAUGCCGAGGGCUACAUCUAUGCCAGGGGCGCCCAGGACAUGAAGUGUGUCAGCAUCCAGUACCUGGAGGCUGUGAGGAGGCUGAAGGCUGAGGGCCACCGUUACCCCAGAACCAUCCACAUGACCUUUAUGCCUGAUGAGGAAGUUGGGGGCCACAAAGGCAUGGAGCUGUUUGUACAGCGGCCUGAGUUCCAGGCACUGAGGGCUGGCUUCGCCCUGGAUGAGGGCCUGGCCAACCCCACUGACGCCUUCACUGUCUUUUACAGUGAACGGAGCCCCUGGUGGGUGCGGAUCACAAGCACCGGGAACCCUGGCCACGGCUCGCUAUUCAUCGAGGACACAGCCGCAGAGAAGCUGCACAAGGCUGUGAGCCUGAUCCUGGCUUUCCGGGAGAAGGAGAGGCAGAGGCUGCAGUCAAACCCCCACUUGAAGCUGGGGGCCGUGACCUCUGUGAACCUGACUAAACUGGAGGGCGGCGUGGCGUAUAACGUGGUUCCUGCCGCGAUGAGUGCCAGCUUUGACUUCCGCGUGGCACCAGACGUGGACAUGAAGGCUUUUGAAGAACAGCUGCGGGGCUGGUGCCAGGCAGCUGGCGAGGGCGUCACCUUCGAGUUUGCUCAGAAGUGGACGGAGCCCCGAGUGACAUCUACUGAUGACUCAGACCCCUGGUGGGCUGCGUUUAGCGGCGUCUGCAAGGACAUGAACCUCACUCUGGAUCUGGAGAUCUUCUCCGCUGCCACUGACAGCCGCUUCCUCCGCGCGGCAGGGAUCCCGGCUCUGGGCUUCUCACCCAUGAACCACACGCCCGUGCUGCUGCAUGACCAUGACGAGCGACUGCAUGAGGCCGUGUUCCUCCGUGGGAUCGACAUAUACACACGGCUGCUGCCCGCCCUGGCCAGCGUGCCCGCCCUGCCCAGUGACAACUGAGCCGCACGCUCCUCAGCCUCCACCACUGGGGCUCCCACCUGACCAGUGCCAGGGGCCCUUCCUCACUGCCCGACAAUAAAGGUUAUGCGUGGACAGGAGCCACUUCUGAAAUACUAA